GGACCUGCAGGAAAUGGUUAAUGCUGACAAGACUGGGGAUUGUCGUGAUAUGGAUUCAAUAUCUAUAUCAGCCAUUUCGAAAAUCCUGAGGAAGCAUAAAGUCACUUACAAGGUUCUGGACAAAAUUCCUGCUAGGAGAAAUAAACCCAAAGUUAUUGAGAGGAGGUAAAACUAUGAAGAGGGCUACCGUCUCCGUGCCCGACUCCAGGGGCCGGAACAUUACCCUAAUCAUGGCCAUGGAGGAAGAAGGGAUUGUCCAUAAGGCUGUGUCCUUGAAAUCGCACUCCAUCAGGAACACGAAGCCAAGCACAACGGAUCAGCUCGUUCGUACCAUAUGCGAGAGUAUUGAACUCAUCGACUCCAAGAAAUGCAAAUCUGCUGUGUCACACUCAAAGUCUUUCUUUGAUGCUUGUCUACGAAAGCAGCCCACCCUAAAUUCUGCACCAGUGGCUAAGCUGUAA
Molecule: messenger RNA, 461 nt
Organism: Darwinula stevensoni
Lineage: Eukaryota; Metazoa; Arthropoda; Ostracoda; Podocopida; Darwinulidae
Source: the annotation of a GenBank genome assembly